GGAUCAGCCCUCUCUCAGCAGACAUCAUGUGACGGAGGAGUGGCAGAAAAUCAGGAAACGCUCGGCUGCUGUUGCGAGUCACCAGAAAGCUUUCAUCAUGGCAUACCAGGCUGGGUUUCAAGAGGAGCCCAGUGUUUUGGUGAACAGCAUCAGCACUAAUAUCCAGAAAAUCACAGUACUGACCUCCGAGCUGCAGAGGGCGGUGUCACUUCUGGGAAGUGAGCAGGACACCAGCUAUCUCCGACAGACGCUUCAACAGAAACGGCAGCAAGGCAACCAUCUGGCAAAAGAGACUGACCGGCUUAUCAAAGGGUUUGCUUCCCUUCCUGUCGGCCCUGAUCAGCGGCAGAGAAAGCUGCAGAAGGAGCGUCUGCUGAACGACUUUUCUACCGCUCUGAACAGCUUUCAGAGAACACAGAGGGAUGCAGCCAACAAAGAGAGAGAGUUCGUGGCCAGAGUCAGAGCGAGCUCCAGAGUGUCUGGAGGUCAGCCUGAAGACAGCUUUGAACAUGCAGAUCCUUUCCAGAGGGAUUCCCAGAUGCAGGCUCAGACUGAUGCCAUCACUGAAGAAGACCUGAGGCUGAUCCAAGAGAGAGAGUCAGCCAUCAGGCAGCUGGAGUCCGACAUCACGGAUAUAAAUGACAUCUUCAAGGACCUGGGGAUGAUGGUCCAUGAGCAGGGAGACAUGAUAGACAGUAUAGAAGCUAACGUGGAGAAUGCAGAUGUCCAUGUCCAGAAUGCAACGCAUCAGCUGCAACAAGCUGCCAACUACCAGCGGAGCUCCCGGAAGAAGAUCUGCAUCCUCAUGAUACUGUUGGCAGUAGUCGGUGUUGUAGUAGGACUUAUCAUCUGGGGUGCUGUCAGACAAUGAGGUCUUCCUCCUCCUCCUCCUCCUCCUCGACAAAGGAUGAAGCAUCAUCCUUCUAUCGUCUUCCUCUCCCAGCCCUCUCAGGAUGGAGGUUUCAUUUUAUUUGUAAGAUAUUUUGGUUCUCGCUGACAGGACUGCACACUCCAUCACUGUGAAGCAGAACUACAGUAGCGCUGGGAGCUUAUUGUUAUAAUCAGAUUUGGUUGAAUUAAUUGUGCCUGAUUUAUGUGCGGUUUCGUUGCUCACCUGUUUGUCAGGUGAAGCAGUAAACAUAGGUGGGGUCACUUGUUGCCAAUGCACUGACAGUGUGUGGUCUCUCUAUUAAGCUGAAUGGUAAAUAAUCCAAAAGAUGGUGGAACUCGCAGGUAAUGUUUCCAGAUCAUUACCUACAAGUUCUAAUAAUAUUUUUUAGCUUUUCAGCAAAGAAGGUUUUAAGGAUAUUUUUCAUUUCAGGUAAUAUUCAAUAAGGUUCAAAGUUUUAACUGCAGCAUUCAGGGGAUGUUUGGAAGAUGUAGUCAUGGGAACAGACUACAAAGAUCUCAUGAUAGCAAAUAUCACAAGAAAGGUUUUGAAGACUUAAUUGAGACUUGCUCAGAUUUAAUAAAAUGUUCUUCAAAUAUGAUUUAUUAACAAAGGUAGAACAUUCUACCUGCGAUAUUCUGAGGAUGUUGCUGAGGUAACACAUGAUAGAACAUUCCUAUAAUUUUGAACUUUUGGUGGCUAUCCACUGAAGGAACUCGGUCGAUCUACAUUCCAACCCUCGCCUAUUGUCUGGGUAGUGACCAAAAAGUGAGGUUGCAGAUACAAGCAUCCAAAAUGAAUUUCCUCUUCAGAUAGGAUGAGGAGCUCAGACAUCCAGUUAGGCCCUUUCAGUUGUUCUGUUUCCAUUGUGGUGCAGAAUGCAAAAGCUUCGACUGCAACUUUAACUCCAAGUGUACCAAAAUAGCGACAGUAGCUUCUGGACGUAACUCCAGUUGUGUGAGACAAUAGAUAAUUGAUCAAUAGGGGUUUGUUAUGCUUGCCUGUUUGGUGAAUAUUAGGUUGUUGAUGGAGAUGUUGGAGAAAACUACUACUGGUUGAGGACUUCUCAUUGUCAUCUCUGAGAUAAACCAACCAGCAUUUGUCUUAUUCGACUUGAACCAAACAGCAUUUCGAUCCACGCAGCGUUUUUUUUUUUAUCAGGAUUUACCCUGGAGUAAAUACUUCUUCCACUCUGAAAAAGGUUCUAUAGAAGGUACAAAGGGUCAUGCUGCUCCACAAAGAUAAGUUCCUGCAGUGGAAAACAGCCCAACGUUUAAAAAAAAAAUGUUUGAAGGCUUGUCAGGCCAAAUAAUGUGUGUUUUUGUAGAAUGUCUUUAGAGAGCGUUAUCCUACAUUUAUGAAGAAUAUUGUGGGAACUAAAACCAAAAGAAAACUCCCAAUGAAAUCAUUAACAAAAAUUUGUUAGAAUGUUUUUAGAUCAAAAAUAUUAUAUCUGUGUAAGAGGUUAUCGUUCAUACUGCUGCAGCUGCUGCCUUUUUGUCAGGGUAAAUAUGAAAAGUCUACAUGCAAUAAGCUUAUCUGCAGUUAAAGGUGAAGUGUGCCAUUCUGGAAAAUAAAAUGAAACAACAAAAUUAAAAGAGGAUGAGUUUGAACAUGCACAAGCUGGAAUAGUGUUGAUUGGUGCCAGCCACUUUGUUUCUUCUUUGCAGAGGCACAGCUGAGCACAAACACCAAUUUUUUUUUAAGUGCACACUCGUAACACAUAGCUAUUUACUAAAUUUGACCAAAACUGUACUGUAUUAGAAUCACUGACUUCACCUUCAAGUGCAGUUUAUAAAAUUACUCCAAAUAACCAAAUCUUGCUUUUGCGAAAUGUAGCCAAACAAGAUUCAGCUUUUUAACCUGCUAUGAUCGAAUGACAUUCCAGCCUUUCUAAUCUAUCGUCUUCUGUAUUUUAAGUUAUAAUUAACAAUUCUCAAUAUUAAUUUCAAAUUCAUACUGUUGUAUUAUAAUACAAAUCAAGCAGCAUUGUACAUAGUCAUCCUGAAUCUUGUGCUUUAAAUUACACUCCAUAAACAGUCAUUCUACACAAUAAGGGGAAACUUGUUUGUUACUUUAAAUAAAUCAUGUGCUUGUAUUUGGCUUGUGGAAGAAAAUCUUUUUUUAUUAAAUUACAUUGUCAAACACAACGACUAUAACAUGUAGCAGAGGAAAAGAUUAGGUAAUACUUGGUGGUUUUGUGAUUUGCUUUAACCAACUGAACAGAUGUUUUUAUUCAUUUCUGCUAGUUCGAUGUUGCUACAGGUUGAUGCUUGUAUGAUUAUUUCUGUUGAAGUCAAAUGUCACCAUUUUUUUGGUGACUGAUUUCUUUUUGCAUCACAAAAAUGAAGAAUCCAAAGCUUAAACCAAAACCUACUAAUGCUAAGUGUAGUUGGUUAACUACAAAGUAUUGUAAGUUAAUGCAAACACUAACACUACUGUUGCUGCAACUAUUUGCCCUAGAUGUAAAAUUGCAAUCAUGUGUAUGUUUUUAAUGUUAAGAUUUAACUGCUUGCCAUUUGUUGAAUAAAUGACUUGAAUGUCCCGA
This is a messenger RNA of Acanthochromis polyacanthus (spiny chromis), 3437 nucleotides long. It is a transcript of the gene stx7l, whose product is annotated as syntaxin 7-like. Gene Ontology annotation, cellular component: endomembrane system; membrane; synaptic vesicle. Lineage: Eukaryota; Metazoa; Chordata; Actinopteri; Pomacentridae. The record is from RefSeq and is a predicted model, not a curated record. Bases 98 to 871 code for a protein of 257 amino acids. Gene Ontology annotation, molecular function: SNARE binding; SNAP receptor activity. The transcript has 10 exons. Gene Ontology annotation, biological process: vesicle fusion; intracellular protein transport; vesicle-mediated transport.